Molecule: messenger RNA, 2345 nt
Organism: Cryptococcus amylolentus CBS 6039
Lineage: Eukaryota; Fungi; Basidiomycota; Tremellomycetes; Tremellales; Cryptococcaceae
Exons: 6
Coding region: 15-2345 (776 amino acids)
Biological process (GO): regulation of transcription by RNA polymerase II
Cellular component (GO): core mediator complex; mediator complex
Molecular function (GO): transcription coregulator activity
Source: RefSeq, a predicted model, not a curated record
CCGACCAACCCACUAUGGCGAGCUCAUCACACUCCCCAUUCGACGACCUCCGCGUCUCUCUCGACCCUACCACCAUAGACCUCGCGCUCGGCCAGAAACGUGUGAAAGCUAUCGACCAUGACGGGACCAUCAUCUACGAAGACGACGAAUCGCUAGAAACAGACCUCACAUCCCAGCUGGAAAGAAUAUGGAACGAAUACCCCAACGGUCUACUCGACCUCUCUGAAAGCAAGCUCGCAUCCCUCCCGCCAGAUGCUAUUGCUUUCCAGUCCAAACCCGAAGACGGCGAAGGCGAAGGCGGGGGGGGGGAGGGGGGGAAGAAGAAGAGGGAUGUUUUCAAGAUGAUGGAGUGGGAUGAGAUGGAGAGGUUGAGGUCGGAGAUGUAUAUGCAGCUCAACGAUGCUCGGAAUGAACUCUGGUUCGCUCUAGAACUCGUCAAAACCCUAUCCGUCUCCUCCGCCUACACAUCCCAACCCCCUCCCCCGCCUACGACGCUCCAUCAAAACCAAAAUCAAAAUCAAAAGAAACAGCCCAAACCCAAACCCACCCCUGCCCCACCAGUCCCCCCACCCACAAUCCCCGGCGAACCGCCCAUCCUGCCCCCCGGCACGUACACUACAACCCCCUCAUCCCUCCCCUCUGUGCCCCUGCAUAGUACGGUAAACGACCUCAUCCAGCUGGUGCACGCAAGGGAUAAGGCGGUGGGAGAGGCUUUGGGGCUGGUAGACGGGGCGGUGGAAGAGCUGGAGUUGAUGGGCCGGGCAGGGGACCGAUUCUGGCGCGACGUCCGAGGGCUGCGCGAAGGAAAGGGAGGGCGGGGCCGGUGGGCGAUCGUGCCCAAGCCCGAUUUCGCGCGACCGACACCAACGAAAGACGGCGAAAAAGCCAAAGACGUGAUCAUACCCUACGCCAUCGACGAAGCCUCCCCUGCCACCCGAUCACGCUGUAUAGCAGGCUUCGACCUCGACCCGACGAUACCGACGUCGCUCUCGUUCCCUGCGAGGGGGUAUCGAAGGGUGAGGGUGGUGGUGAGGGAUAAGGCGGCGGGGACGGUGGUGAGUUCGGGGGUGGAGGCGGAGGGGAAGGCGGGGGAUGUGGGGGAGGAGAUGGUGAGGGCGCAGAUGGAGGCUUUUGAUGAAGACUUGUUCACCCAAAUCCGUAUAGAAGCGUCCAUCCUAGACAAGAGCAUCAUCGAACCUACCCAAGUCCAAAUCCAAAUACCCACAUCCUCCCACACGCUCAUAUUCCAACUCUACUCGCCUCCCUCUGCUCCUUCCCCUUCCCCUUCCCCCUCUCCCUCCCACUCCCAGACUCCGACAAGCCCGCUGUGCAAGCUCCUGUUGGCAAGUGCGAGGCUCAACCUCCUCUCGGGCUUGAGGGUGCAAAAGCAGAUUCUCGUAGCACCUUCGCCCUCCCUCCGGACCCCUUCUUCUUCUUCUUCUUCUCCAGGAGGUGUCAUUGGGAGUCUGGUGGAAGGGCUGGAGUUCAAGAGUCUGUGGGAGGGGGUACAGAGCGUAGUAGCUUUUUUGGGCAAAGCGCUGGAAGGUGCUGGGGUAGAGGCUGAGGUUGGGUGGGAGGUCGUCAGUGCGGGGAAGGGGAACGAGACGGGAGAUCGGGGGAUCAUGUCGCUCCUUGGGCAAGUGCUGCAAGGGCAAAAGUUGGGAGAAGGGCUCAAGGUGGUUUGGUCGUUAUCCCUCGGCGAUAGUGGAACUAUUAAAGUCUCACUCUCCCCACCCACCUCACUCCUCAUCACCCUGCCCUCUCACAACGCCACCCCCACCCCCUCCAACGCCAACGCCAACCCCUCAGGUCCUCCGCCUCCAGGCCGCCCUCCUUCUCCGUCAAACGCAAACUCAGACCCAACAAAGAGUACAAGCUCAUUCCCACUAACGAACCCCGAAGAAUUAUCGUACAUCCUCGCAGGCGAAUUGGAACGGCAGCUGUUGGCGGGGAUUGAGGGCCGGUUGAAGGCACGGUCUUUGAGAGAGUUUGGCGGGGGCAAGGGGAAGGGGAAGGAGGUAUGGUGGGAUAAAUUGGUGGGGGUCGUGCAAGUUGGUCGAAGAACGUUGAGGGUUUCAUUACCGCCGCCGUAUCAUACCAUCUACGCGUUCAUCUCUUCUCCUCCGACUCCUCCUUCUCCUCCGACUCCUCCGGCUCGAGCGGUGGUAGGAGAUGAUGGUGGGAAUGAUGUUGGGCAGGAUGGGACUGUGGUAGAGACUGAGGGAAAGCAGGAGAAGGAGGAGGAGGAUAGCGAGGAGAAGAAGAAGAAGGAGGGAGAGGAAAAGUAUGAUUCGAGGGAUUCGGAGGGAGGGUUGUGGAAUUGGGUUGAUGGGCUUGAACUGUAG